AUGGAAAAGAAGGAUUCCAAAGAAAAGGAUUUUGAAAAGUUUUCAGCACUUUUCAAAAAGCUAGAGAUCAACUUACCUUUCUUCGAGGCACUUGAGAAUAUGCCUUUGUACAAGAAAUUUAUGAACGACGUGAUUUCUAAAAAGAGACCCGUGGGAAGUGAUCCUGAAAAUGUAACUGAAAAGUGUGCGAAAGUCUCGCCGGAAAGAAGGAUUCCAAUAAAAAAGAAAGACCUUGGAGCGGUGGCAAUACCUUGCACCAUCAAUGACAAAAUGUUCAAGAAGGUGUUGAUUGAUUCUGGUUCUAGUGUGAGUUUGAUGCCAUUGUCUAUCUUCAGAAAGCUUGAGAUUGGAAAAAUAAGCGAGAGUGAGACAAAGUUGAAAUUCGCUGAUCACACCAUUAAGUCAUAUGGGAUAGCUGAAGAUGUGUUGGUAGAGAUUCAUAAUUUUGUCUUCCCAGUUGAUUUCCAUAUCAUGGACAUUCAUGAAGAUGAAGAGACCCAUAUCCUUUUUAGGCGACCAUUUUUGCUUAUUAGUCGUUGCAAUUUGGAUCUCGAGAAAGGGACACUAAUGGUAAAGUCAUUGAAGAAGAGGUAA
This is a messenger RNA of Vicia villosa (hairy vetch), 594 nucleotides long. RefSeq lists its product as uncharacterized. Gene Ontology annotation, molecular function: aspartic-type endopeptidase activity. The coding region runs from base 1 to 594 and encodes 197 amino acids. The record is from RefSeq and is a predicted model, not a curated record. NCBI's taxonomy places the organism in Eukaryota, Viridiplantae, Streptophyta, Magnoliopsida, Fabales, Fabaceae. The transcript has a single exon. Gene Ontology annotation, biological process: proteolysis.